AUGAAUUAUCUGUCGGUUUAUGCUGAGAAAACAAACAACAGCCAGAAUGUAAAGCUGCUGUUCAGCUUAAACGAUAGGAAAUUUAACAUGUCUAGAGUUGCAACUGAACCAGUUGGCAAAACACUGAAACGAAUCGGUAUAUCUGUGGAGAAAGCAAACACGAAGGGGCAAGAUGGUACAAAGAUGAGAGGUAAAAAGCAAGAAGUCUUAAAUAAUAUUCCUGUGGCAUUAUUUUGGGCAAACGGUGAGGCGAUGGACAAUGAAUUAACUAAUGAAGAUGCUUGGAAAGAAGGGAAUGUUUUAAAUAUUUGUGAAUCAAAAUUUCUAGUUGAAGAAAACACUCCUAUUGUUCACAGUGCUAGGGUCCCCUCGGUAAUUAUGGCCGGUUUCCCUGUUGUUCCAACGGUAAAGCUCGAAUAUGCUGACAAAGAGAACUCGCAGUUUAAAUGGUUCAAACAAGCACACCCUAGCAAACCGACAGUUGGGGAAGCUACGUCAAUGCCGAGUGAAGUUGAAAAUGAAAGUGAAACAAGCUGGAUUGAGAUUGGUCAGGAGUUUAUUUAUAUACCCAAUGUUAGCGAUAUUGGUUGUGUUUUAAAAAUGUCAUGCAAAGCUGCAAGCAUAGAGAAAGUUGCUCAUGAAUGGUUUGACGUAACUGCAGUAUCCGACGUAGCAGCUGGACCGGGUGUGACCCCUUUUGAUACACGCCACCUGUAUACUGCCAAACCCACCUCGGGUAGUUCUGUGUUUCGUGUCAUUUCCUACAAUAUCCUUGCAGAUUGCUACCUUGAAGAUGAUACCACUUGUCAGAUGUGGUUCGGUUACUGCCCCAAGUACGCCCUGGGGAUCGAUUAUCGACAACAACUGUUGCUGAAAGAAAUAGUUGGUUACCAUGGUGAUAUAGUCUGUUUACAAGAAUGUGGCCGUCGUUUGUUUGAUCAUUACUUGAGUCCAAUGAUGGCAUCCCGAGGCUAUACGGGGGUCGUUAAGUACAAAACUGGAGUCAUGCCCGAGGGGGAAGCCAUUUUCUUCAACAAUUCAAAUUUUACAUUGAUUUCUCAACACAAUUUUGAACUUAAAGAUUCCUUAACGAACGACAUCUGCAAUAACGAGCUUCUCAAGAAAGUCCGAGCAGUUCCGGAGGUUUACGAAAAGCUAAUGAGCCGUACAACUGUUGCUCAAAUUAUUGUCCUUCGCUGUGCUGAACGCCCUGAAGAUUAUAUUUGUGUCGUUAAUACACAUUUAUAUUUCCGACCUAAUGCGUCAUUUAUUAGAAACCUACAGACAAUGAUUGUCCUUAACAUGCUGAAGAAAUCAAUUGAUAGCUUAGAUUUUGAGUUGAGAGAGAAACAUGGUAACAGUCACCAAAUAGGUGUAGUGUUUUGUGGUGAUUUCAACAGUUUACCCGGAUCUGGUGUCGUCCAGUUGCUGUCUGAUGGUAUGUUGGCAAGUUGUCACCCAGACUGGAAUCUACCUGUGGAAAAACCAGAACAGACUACGACCUGUUUACAAAUGCCAUCUUAUAGUCAAGAAUUUGGUUUUCAAAACUGUUGCGGUUUUCCAGAAUUUACUGCAUACACAGAAGGCUUUUCUGGCGUUAUUGAUUACAUAUUUGCAAGCAAGAAAUAUUUCGAAGCAGAAUCUGUCAUUCCUGUGCCUUCAAAGGAAGAAGUUCAGCUUUAUACUGCAAUUCCAUCACCAGUCAUGCCGUCUGAUCAUAUUGCCUUAAUUUGUGAAUUAAAAUGGAAGUGA
Paramuricea clavata is the source of this 1752-nucleotide messenger RNA. NCBI's taxonomy places the organism in Eukaryota, Metazoa, Cnidaria, Anthozoa, Malacalcyonacea, Plexauridae. The record is from the annotation of a GenBank genome assembly.